Molecule: messenger RNA, 11916 nt
Organism: Xiphophorus maculatus (southern platyfish)
Lineage: Eukaryota; Metazoa; Chordata; Actinopteri; Cyprinodontiformes; Poeciliidae
Gene: insrb
Product: insulin receptor-like
Exons: 23
Coding region: 1071-5144 (1357 amino acids)
Biological process (GO): protein autophosphorylation; multicellular organism development; positive regulation of kinase activity
Cellular component (GO): insulin receptor complex; membrane; axon
Molecular function (GO): phosphatidylinositol 3-kinase binding; insulin receptor activity; ATP binding
Source: RefSeq, a predicted model, not a curated record
GUGACUGGCAGGACUUGUUUACUGGUGGAGAGGCUCGCAGAAAGAGAGACGGAAACGGGGAACCUGAGGGAGAGCGAGCUCCAAACGCAACGGGAAUCCAAGUUUUUCCACUUGCCCUCGUAUUUUUGAGUCUUUUUACUCGGAUUUACCUCCCUUUUUGUGGACUCCCUGACACGGGAUACUCACUUAGUGUGUUUGUGCGCUUUUUACAAGUAUCUCCAACUCUACCGCCGACGCCGAAACCUCGUUUGUUUUGGAUUAGCCAGCUAACAUUAGCUUCCCCCCCCUCCUCCUCCAUCGUUGAGAGGAAAAAAAAAGCAUCGGAGCGGCGUGGUGGAGACUUUUCUCACUACACCAGGCUAAACAAGGACAUUUUUCUUUCUUUUCCCCCCCCUCCACCUCAGUCUUCAAGGUUUCUGCUUAAAAAGGUGACGCUCGUCUCGUCUGCUCCGUUUCCCCCAGUUUGGUAUUUUUAUUUUUAUUUUUAUGGGUGUUAUUCGUUUGCGGCGCGGUGGUCAGCGGGGGUGAAGGAGUUCAGAGGAAGGUCGUAGUGUUGGAGAGAGAAAGAGAGAGAGAGACGGGGAGAAAACUGCACGUUUUUCCUGCUGGGAGUUUCCUGGGAUGUACCUCCAUUGGUCUUAAAACGGGAGAAGACGAGAAGGAAGAAGCUGCAGCGGUGAUCCUGGAGACUUUUAACUUCAGCUGGAAAAUACUCUCUGUUAUCUCAGUGGAAGAUACACACGACAGCACACCUCCAAACUAAGGGAUAAUUUAAAAAAAAAAAUUUUUUUUUCUUCCUGUAUUUAUUGGAGCAUCAACAUCAAAACAGAUGAACGGGGACUGUCGCCUUCACUUAUGGAAAAUGAUUUUCACUCGCACAUGUGUCACCAGAACCCAAGAUCAUAUAAUUUAGUUGUUUCUUUACGCAUAUAUACCAGGGCGCGCAUCACAAACUUGCCUGAGGAGGAAAAAUAACUUGAUAUCUGCUCUAAUAUAAACAUUUCCCCCCCUGAGGAUUGGAGUUUCCUAAACACCUUCAGAGGGAGAGAGAGAGCACAACUUCAAUCAAAAUGAGGUGGUUGACGCUGAAACUGCGAGCACAAUUGGUGUUUUUUAUCCUCUGUACCUGUGUUAUAUGCCAGUGUGGGCUAAUAAACGGUGAAAUUUGUCAAAGCAAGAACAUCCGGAACAACGUGACCAACCUCCGGUCACUGGAGAACUGUACCAUCAUCGAGGGCCACCUGAAGAUCCUGCUCAUGUUUGGGGCCAAGUCCGGCGACUUCCAGGGCCUCAGUUUCCCAAAGCUGCGAGUGGUCACCGACUACGUCCUCCUGUUCAGGGUCUACGGCCUGGAGACCCUCAGCGACCUCUUCCCAAACCUGACGGUGAUCCGUGGUAACAACCUGUUCUUCAACUAUGCCCUGGUGAUUUACGAAAUGCUGCAGCUGAAAGAGGUGGGCCUGCACAGCCUCAUGAAUAUCACCCGGGGUGCCGUGAGGAUAGAGAAGAACCCAGACCUGUGCUACCUGGCCACCCUGGACUGGUCCAUGAUCCUGGACUCAGUGGAGGACAACUUCAUUGUGGCCAAUAAGAACGAGCGGGAGUGUGGAGACGUGUGUCCCGGCACGGCGCAGGGCCAGACCCUCUGCACCCAGACCACCAUCAAUGGCCAUUUCAGGGGGAGAUGCUGGUCACAGACCUAUUGUCAGACAACAUGCGAUAACUGUAAAAAUGGCGCAUGCAGCCGUCAGGGCCAGUGCUGCCACGAUCAGUGCCUGGGCGGUUGCUCGGAGCCGGGGAACGCCACCAGCUGUGUGGCCUGCAGGAACCUCCAGCAUGGAAACAUCUGCGUGGACAAAUGCCCUCCUGGAUACUACGUCUUCCAAGGCUGGCGCUGUGUCAGCUUCUCUUUCUGCCAGGACCUUCACAGCCAGUGUAAGAAAUCUAAAAACCUGGAUGCCAACUGCCAUGAGUACGUCAUCUACAACGGGGCCUGCAUUCAGGAGUGUCCUUCUGGAUACAGCAGCAACUCCACUACGCUGACCUGUGAACCUUGUGCGGGCCCCUGUCCUAAAGCAUGCCAGGGAAAUAAAACGAUUGACUCUGUAACUUCGGCCCAGGCGUUAAGAGGAUGCACCGUCAUUGAGGGCAACAUGGUCAUCAAGAUCCGAGGAGGAACGAACAUAGCGGCCGAGCUGGAGGCUAGCCUUGGACAGAUCGAGGUCAUCAAAGGUUACCUGAGUAUUCGCAGAGCCUACGCAUUGGUCUCCCUCUCCUUCCUGCGAAAGCUACAUACCAUUAAGGGAGAGCAACUUGAAGCAGAUAGCUACGCCUUUUACGCACUCGACAACCAAAACCUCCGCCAGCUGUGGGAUUGGUCCAAGCACAACCUGACAAUCGAGCGAGGUCGCACGUUCUUCCACUUCAACUCUAAGCUUUGCAUGUCGGAAAUCAGAAAGCUGGAGAAGAUAACGGGAACCAAGGAGCGCAACCAGAAGAACGACAUCGCAGCUCGCACCAACGGAGACCAAGCAUCCUGUGAGAUGCAGCUGCUGAACUUCACUUCUGUCAAGGUCAGGUACAACAUGAUCAUCCUGAAGUGGAAUUCGUUUUGGCCGUCGGACUACAGAGACCUGCUGGGAUUUAUGGUUCUCUACAAAGAGGCCCCGUACAAGAAUGUGACGGAGUUCGACGGACAGGAUGCGUGUGGCUCAAACAGCUGGGUUAUUGCUGACGUUGACCCACCGCCGCGCGCCAACCAGGAAGAUCCAGGCUACCUCAUCCGGUCGUUGAAACCCUGGACCCAGUAUGCCAUCAUGGUGAGAACCCAGCUGUCUGCGUCUGACGAGCAUCAGGUUCAUGGAGCCAAGAGUGACAUCAUCUAUGUUCGCACGAAUGCCUCAAAACCCUCUGGACCUCUGGACCCCAUCUCAUCCUCGAACUCCUCAUCUCAGAUCAUUUUGAAGUGGAAGCCUCCCACCAGUCCCAACGGCAAAAUCACCCACUACCGGGUCAUCUGUCACAAGCAGGAGGAGGACAGUGACCUCUACAAGUUUGACUACUGCCUGCAAGGAAUGAAGCUGCCAUCCCGCACCCCGACCCACCUCGACAGCGAAGACGAGCAGAAGUGGAACCGAACAGAAGAGCCCAACUCGGGGGGCGGGUGCUGCACUUGCCCAAAGACGAAAAUGGAGAUCGAGAAGCAGCAGAAGGAGAUAGCGUACCGCAAGACCUUUGAGGAUUACCUCCAUAAUGUAGUCUUUGAGAGCAAACAAAGUCGUCCACGGCGCUCUGUGGAGAAUCCUGAGCCCAUUGGGUCCACGCACUUUUAUUCCACAAUGUCCAGUCUGCAGACCACCACUGCCUCAUACAAGGAAGAAGAGAAGGAUGAUAAGGUGGUGGAAAAUGUGUUUGGAAGGGAGUCAACAGUCAUAUCCAACCUGCAGCACUUCACCAGCUAUAAGAUAGAGAUCAUAGCCUGCAACCAUCUCACUGACCCCGGCCGCUGCAGCAUGGCCACCUACGUCAGCGCCCGGACCAUGCCAGAGUUAAAAGCAGACGACAUCCCGGGACCGGUGACCCAUGAGAUUGUGAAUGAAGAACCUCCCCAUGUGCUUGUGAAAUGGCACGAGCCUCCAUCGCCUAACGGCCUCAUCAUCCUUUAUGAGGUGUUCUACCGCAAGGUUGGAGACACAGAGCCCCACUCAAUUUGUGUGUCACGGCUGAGCUAUGAGAAGUUUGGUGGCACAAAGCUCACCUUGCUACAGCCUGGGAACUACAGCGUGAUCGUCCGGGCCACGUCGUUGGCUGGAAACGGAUCUUUUACAGAAACCACAUACUUCUUCAUGCCCAGCCCUGAUACAGGUAUAGCUUUGAUUGUUUCCGCUCCGAUUGUCUCCUCCAUCUUGCUGUUGUUUGUGGGAGUCAUCGCCUUUUAUGUCUUCAAGAAAAGGCAAACUGAGGGUCCAUUAGGAGAUCUCAUCACCUCACCAAAUCCUGAAUAUUUCAGUGCCAAUGACAUGUAUGUUCCUGACGAGUGGGAGGUUCCCCGGGAGAAGAUCACGCUGCUCCGGGAGCUGGGUCAGGGCUCCUUCGGCAUGGUGUACGAGGGAAUCGCUCAGGACAUCGUCAAAGGAGAACCGGAGACGCGCGUCGCCGUCAAAACCGUCAACGAAUCGGCCAGCCUCAGGGAGAGGAUCGAGUUCCUGAACGAAGCUUCAGUCAUGAAGGCCUUCAGCUGUCACCACGUGGUUCGUCUGCUUGGAGUCGUGUCCAAAGGUCAGCCCACGCUGGUGGUGAUGGAGCUGAUGACUCAUGGUGACCUGAAGAGCUACCUGCGGAGUCUGAGGCCAGACUCUGAGAACAAUCCAACGGGCUCCCCGCCGCCCACCCUGAAAGACAUGCUCCAGAUGGCAGCAGAGAUCGCAGACGGCAUGGCCUACCUCAACGCCAAGAAGUUUGUGCACAGAGACCUGGCGGCCAGGAACUGCAUGGUGGCCGAGGACUUCACCGUCAAGAUCGGAGACUUCGGAAUGACGCGGGAUAUUUACGAGACAGACUACUACCGCAAAGGAGGAAAGGGCCUGCUUCCUGUCAGGUGGAUGGCUCCAGAGUCUCUGAAAGACGGCGUGUUCACCGCCCACUCCGACUGCUGGUCGUUUGGGGUCGUGCUGUGGGAAAUCAGCACGCUAGCGGAGCAGCCUUACCAGGGCUUGUCCAACGAGCAGGUCCUGAAGUUUGUGAUGGACGGAGGGUUCUUGGACCGACCCGACAACUGCCCUGAGAGGAUGCACAGCCUGAUGCAGAUGUGCUGGCAGUACAACCCCAAGAUGCGGCCGACGUUCCUGGAGAUCAUCGAGAUGCUGCGGGACGACCUUCACCCGACUUUCCAGGAGGUCUCCUUCUUCUACAGCGAGGAGAACAAAGUCCCUGAGACGGAGGACUUCGACCUGGACCUGGACAACAUGGAGAGCAUCCCCCUGGACCCGUCGUCUUAUUCCCAGAGGGAGGAGAGCUUAAGCAGAGACAGCGGGCCCUCGGUGGCCCUCAGGGGGAACUACGAGGAGCACGUCCCCUACACACACAUGAACGGUGGCAAGAAAAACGGGAGAAUCCUGUCGUUGCCCAGAUCGAGUCCUUCCUAACACCUCCUGCCCCUGAAAUGACUAGUAACACUUCCCUCGUCUCCACACCCCCUGUCUUUCAGUCCAUUUUUCUGUACCCUGCAACCAUUUUCUAACGAUUUUCUUAUUCUUAGAGAAACUCUUAAAAAAAACGACAAAGAAAAAAAAAAAAUGACACGGAUCUCAGGACUUUGAAUUUUCUUCCUCACGGCUGCCAAACCAAGGCAAGCAAGGGAUGCAAAUGCCUCUUUUUAACUUGCUCCACGACACAUCAGACUUCAGCAUGUUUCCAGGACUCCUAGUGACGGAAACAACAAUGAAACAAAAAAAAAAAAAUUCAAAACUGUGAACACAACAAACCUUAGACAACCAAGAAGGCUGCUCGACCUUCCCCACCACCCUCCUGCCGAACUGCAUUUUCCACACUUCUGUGCUUUUAACUUUUUUUGUCUCUCCAAAUGAAAUCUUUUUACUCUGAUGGUGGCCUUUUUUAAAAUACGUGGCCUAUAAACUAAAGAAUCAUGUCUAAGUAAAUUCCUUUUUUUGUUGUUGUUGUACGAUGACUUAAUCAGUGGGAUGAAUUGAUCUUAGAACAAACAUCUAUUCCUGGAGGAACGUUUUCUUUCGUCUAAUUUUGUUUUCUUUUUUCUUUUUUGGUUCUGCAAAAUUCCGUACUGCACACAGAUUUAUCUGGUGUUUGGUGAAUAGUUUUAAUUUAUUGGUUUUACUUCCCUCCUCUUUUUGUUUCUGUGUCCUCACUUUGUGGCUGAAGGAUAUUUAAAUAGUUAGAAUUUGGACAAAAGAGUUCAUCAGACUGACCAAUAGCUGCUGCUUUGAUAUAUUAUAGUGGGUAUAUAAAUAUAUAUAUAUAUACUAUAUAUAGUAUAUAUAUAUAAAAUAAUGGUGUUUCUAAGCCAAUGUUUUAUAUAUAAUAUACUGUAUAACAUUGAUGGGGUUUUGGUUUUGUAAAUACUGUAGUUGAUAUUUGUGUUCAUCCGAGGCUUUGCUUGCGUUUUAAUGUCUUUGUUUUUUAAGAAUUAUUUUGGUUUUUUAGCCCUGGAAGUUACACUAAUCUACCGUCAGUGUUCUCUGUGUCUUAGGCAUCCAGCCCUUGAUUAUUUCUUAUUCUUUAAUAUUUUUACAAUCUUGGGGGAAAAUUUCCCAUUUCUGGAGGCUACUUUACUACUGGAGAAAAAAUUGAAAAGAUCAAUAUCCUAAAAGCUUUACAAAUGGGGGAUCGAGGCCUUUAUAGGGUCAAAGUGCUCCUGAUACGUGUUCGUCUGCCGUUUUCUCUGGUCGCAUCACAGUUUGCCUUUUGAUCUCUUUGGCUUUUUUUGUGGAGGAAAAAAAAAAGAAGAAACGAAAUUCGGUUGCAAAAAUUUGGUGUGGAAAUUAUGCAACUUUCGGUGUUUUAGUUCAAGUUUCGUCUCGGUUAGGGCUUGUAAGAAGGCAGGUGAAGUGGACGAUGUUUGGGAUUUAAAUCAGGGAGAGUUUCUCCAUUAAAGUCGAGGAUUGAUAAAUCUCCCACAGUUCAUUUCUCCUGCACUGCCGUCGCUUCCUCCACGGCUUCCUGCCGGCCGCUGAACUCUCCUCUCCAAAGAGGUCUGGUGGAAAUUUCCACGUUUUUCCUGGCCGAGGGCUGCAGAGAGAUGCAGAAAGUUCCAAAUGUAUUUACAGCCGGCAGUCCUGCUCUCUGUUCAGCACACCGGGUGGUGGGUGGGGAUCAUGAGUAGAUUGUUAAUCCAUUUCUCCUCCCUGCCAUCCCAUGCAGUCAGAGCACGGCGUGCAGCAGCUUUCUCGCUCAGGACUGACAUUCCAGGAUUUUUGUCAAAACUCCUUGUUCCCUCAAAAUCCUGUUACGUUGGACUGUUUUGCUGUGUUCCUCUUUGGCUGCCUGUUUUUUGUUUUUUUUUUUAAAAGAUAAACGUUUCACCCCAUAAAUCUAAAACGUUCCUGUCAGCGGCGCCAACAAAUCAGCUAAAAAGAUUUCCAUUCAGAGCAGAUGGUGAGGAAACUCGUUUCUCUCAAAUGGCAUUUUUCUCUAAUCCUUUUCUUCGAGGACAUAGAUACUGUGAUCGCCGAGCCACCUGAGCAGCGUUCAUCUUUUAAAGGGUGGCCAAAGUCAGAGAUAGCAGAGAAGCUGCCUCCAUAUCUCACCAGUGCCUUUUUAAAUUUUUUUCUCUCCAAUCAAAACCGGAGCCUUUCUUAAGGCUGAUGUAACACGCAGGAAACAACUCCUGGUGCAUUCACUGUUGUUGUUUUUUAUAUUACAAGGAAAGCAAAAGGUUUCUUUGACACGAGAAGUCAUGUUUGGAUUGGUGUGGACAGACCAGGGUCUGAAUCAUUGCUACUUGGAGUCAUCUGAGGUUACGGUUGGCAGAAGGGGACAAAUUUGUUGGUACAAUUGGAAAACAUGUGUAACUAGCCUUAAAAUCAGUUGUUUCUGUGUUGAAGGAGCCUAUUCUCACUCUGAAUAUUUUGGGCAAAUCCAGCCUUUAAUUUGAGUACAGUUAUUUAGUCAAAGAAAAAACAACAGCAGUACAUUUACUGGCUUGAUUUUGUGUGCCAUUUUUAUGUUAAUUUGGAAGAUAGUAAAUUGUUUUGGACAUUUAUCAUCCUGGAAGGCUUAAUGUCGUGACACAUUAUUGGUGUAGUCCACCAGCCUUUUGCUAAAAUCUUAGCUAAGGUCACCAGAAACGGUUAAGGACUAAUUGGCCCGCAGCAUCACAGCUCCUCCUCUUUACAGUGGACAUGAAAUUAUUAUUUUUUAAAGAUUUUAGUCUAAUUUGACCAACGCACACGAUUCCCAGAAGAGUUUAACAAACUCCACACAGUCACGUUUGUGACGGUUUUACAGAAAGGCUGAAUCUCUUUACCAACCACUUGGCGUGUAGAUAGCAUUUAAUGGUUGCUAUGGAGACUGGCAAAACCAGGAGGCCACGUAUUCCCACAAUUCCCAGUGAACUCUUUAUUACCUCCAUCACACUAACUGUAAGUGAUGGCAAUUUAAAUCUUAAGCAAAUAAAUCCUUCAGAUUAUAUAUAAAAUGAUUAUUUCUUAUGUAUCUGUUGGAUUUCUACUGUGAGAUUCUGCUGCAGCAACAAAAAGCAGGACUUUAUUUUAAGGCUUUUUUUUUUUUUACACGCAUGUACCAGGUUUAACCAACAAAUUCGUCUGUCUGAAAUGUUGAACAGUAAUGCCAAGGAUGUAAAAUCUUGAGCUCCAUACUUGCCUUACCAGCUCAUUGCUUGAGAUAUAAAUGGGCAACAAAAGAUAUUAAACUGCACAACUCUGGCUUAUUAAGAGACAUUUGGAAUAUUCUACCAAUUAUGCUUAAGGUUUCCAACUCUAUCACACUACAGUACGCACUAGUUUGUAUCAUGGUCUCUGGUCUCAUCUCCAUAUGCAAAUGUUAACUUAUCUUUGAUGGUCUCUUUGGAAAAAGCAACUAUUUAUUUCAAACUGAACACACUUUCUUGCUUUGAUUGAGCGUCGGUGAGGUUCCGGGUGAUAGUCCGGGUGGAGGAGCUGGCGGUGAGCAGCUCUGUUAAUAGUUUGUAAGUAGUUGUCGUCUUUGUCUUUGUGUUUGGCCGGAGUCUACCUCAGCGCAGGAGGAGGAAACCGUUCAAAGAGCCUCAAUCAUCCCCACUGCCUGCUCAGCAUCACUGCAGAGAAGAUCACCUAAUCCCACAUUUCACACACACACUUAUGGUGUUAACUCUCCCCUGCCUUCUUUUAUAUACCCUUAGUUACUGCUUUGUCUUGUGUCAGGGGAAAGCCUUGCGUUAUUUUGAGUUAAACACAAGGCUUGGAGCUUGGUGAGCGGCUCCUUCUCACGCUCCGCAGCCACAGGAGGAAGCAGUUGACCUCCACGCUCCUUCUCUCUGCUCACAUCUGCUGAUUUCACAGCAGAUCCUGAGUGUCUCUGUGAUCACCUGUUUGCAGCCAAAGCUAACGAAGCUCAGUCACGGACCUUACGCUCUGUAAAACGACCUUUCCCACAUUCAUCCUCCUCUUGUCUUGAGUCUGUGUAUGUUUUUUUUAUCUUCUUUUUUUUUCAACUGUGAAUAUCAAGAGAUGACCUUUUAUUUUCUGCUAUCGCCAUGGAUACGGUGGGUCUGUUCACGACACAGAAGUGUGGGCUGGGUUAAACAGGACCUUUUACCCUGCUGCAGAGGAGAACAAGCUGACUGGGACAAUCCUGUGUGCCAUAAACAAAAACUUUGAACAGAUUUAAAAUCUUGAUUGUAAAUUUUCGUCUCAGGGAGGCAGCUCAAUGCUUUGUCUCAAGAGCAUAAAGAGGAGGAGGAGGAGGAAGAAGAGCUACUAACCUUUUUAUCUACUCUAAGUCAAUUAAAGAUAAUCAGGAAUCCUCGUCUCUGUGGGUCUGAUGUGAUGUGGUUGAGACUGCCCUCUAGUGGCUCACAGGGGGCAUUGCAGUGCCUUCUUAAGACUAUUGGCACACCUGACUCAAACUGUCCCCCAGACUGACCUGUCUCCAACAAUCACACAAGAUUUUCCAUCUCCAAGCAUUAAAUAAAAACAUGUUUUUUACACAUUCUGUUUCUUUUGCCUUUUGGCUCUAAAUGCAGGAAAAAAAAAAUACAAACUGUAAUUUGUGACUAAGAAGAAAACAAAAGAAAAGCUGAUGAACUCUACUCUGCUGAGCUCCAGCCUGCUUUGUUGAUUGGAUGAGAAAUGUGCACCAGUUUGAUGGUUUAAUGUCUGUCUCUGAUCCGUCUGUUACCACUGGGACGCCCAGCCCAAAAGCACACAGACGCACACACCCACACACAAAACCAAACAACAAAAGCGUAUCAUUUGGAAAUCUCUACAAUUAUAAUAAGCUCAUCAAACUGUAAAUAGCAGCCAAUGUCGUCUGUCCAGAAAAAUGGAAAUAAAGAGAAGCACUUGGUUUUAGGGAAGGUUUGCUAAACUCUUGGGUGAGAACAAAGCAGAUUAUGGUUUAUUGUUUUUGUUUUACGCAGAUAUAAAAGUAUUACAUUUUAGAGAUGUUGAUUUCUAUUUUUUUAGCAAAAGUAGGGGAGGAUAAAUACAAUACUUUUUUCUGACUGUAAAGAUUUCCUACUCUUGUACAUGAUGAAUUUAAUGUUAUCAAUGUGUGUGUAUAUAUCUUUUUCUAAUUUUAAGAUUAUUGAUUUUUCUUCGUUUUAUUGUUUUUAUGACCCGACCCACCACACAGAAACAUACCCUCAUCUGUUUGUGUAUUUAAUUAGGAGGAGAAGCAGCUUUCUAGUCUGAGGACAAGUUAAACAGGAUGUGGCCUCAAACCUUUGGCAUCUCAUAAUCCCACACUAGUUUUGUGAAUGUCGGCCGCCCAGGCCCCACUCUUUGAAACUCGGUGGAAGCAGCAUGUCGACCAAGAAGCCUUCUCUUCUCUCACCAAUAUGUCUCCUAUUGUUUUAAAUUGUCAAUAUAAAACAUAUUUACUUGAAAUUUGGAGAAAAGCUGGAGAAGACCACUGCUCGUGUACGUUGAGGAGGAAUUCUAGGAUGAGAUCCAGAAUAAACUAAAAAAGAGAAGCUAGUUUGUGCUUUUGAGUUCAACUCUCUGAAAGUCUGGAGGUGUUUCUUCUUGCAAAGAUUAAAAUGUUUGCGUUUGGUAAAAGCCCGUUCAAAUUAUUUAUACUUAGCAGAUCUACUUUCUCUUAUCAUAAUUUAGUCAAAAGUUUACAAAUCAUUAAAAAAAAAACAAUCUUCUUUUAGGGGAAGAUUUUUUUUUUUCCUGAGAUGAUAGAUGAUUACUUCCUAACCUUGUGAACUGCCCUGUUUAUUCAAUUAAGCAAAGGUGAAAUGAGUGGAGUGUUAUCAAGUGGUAAAGUGUGAGAUUACAGUUAACUUACUUUGUUUUUCUCUCCUAAUUUUACAAAGUACAUUUGUUCCAUGUACCUUCCUCAUAUUUGCAAGGAUGUUCAGCAUGAUUUGUUUUUCUAGAGGCUUUUAUUAAAAUCUUUAUUACUUUACAGGGCCUCACCUCACUCCAGCUGCAUAAAUCUACCCAAGUUUUUUAUAUAUAUAUAAAAUAGAACGCCUCCUGCUCUGACUAAAUCCACAACUGUUUUAUUUUAAUUUAUAAACUCAAAUUGAUCUCGGCUAAAUGACUGUAAUCGGACCCUCUUCAUUGCGUUAAAUCGAGCUGGUGGUCUGCUCCAGUUUAGAAACCUUCUGUUUGUUUUUGUUGUUGUCUGGUUGCUCCUCUUCAUCCUCUCUGUCUCUAAGUGUUUCUCUCGGUGCACAUAGGUGGUUUCCCAGAUUUCUGUGUGUAGUCCAGAUACCUCUUUAUUAAUAUACGUUUUAUUGCAGAUGUGUUCAUUUUUGGAACAUGUUGUGUAUACAUUACAAUGAGACGUUGUUGUGACUGCAGACAGCAGGUGUAAAUGUGUGUUUGUACAGUCCAAACCCCCCCAAAGCUCGCAAAACCCCCCACAGAUGUCGCUUUACGCCCCCCGCCCUCCUUCUCACCUCACACUGGAUCCAGAUGUGCCAUGACCUGCGUUUGUGUACCACAGACAGCAAACACGUUGGAGUUCCUCUCACUCACACGCAUAAAACGCAGAGAUAAAUGCCCAUUGUACAGGAUCAAAAAAUUGUGCCAUGACUAAAAGAACGCUUGACAAUUUAUUUUUUCUAUACGUUUUCAAACGGAGAGCCAAGUAGUGACAUGCAAAGAAAAUGUUGCAAUGAUAUGAAAAUAAGAAAAUCUUGCUGUGUGUAAAUUAUUCAACAAUUAACUGUUUAUAUUAAAAUUAUGAAUAAAAUUAUUGGAGAAUAUG